CUCCGCCUGUCUGGAUGUGGAAAUGACAGUACGAGAGACUUGCAAGCUGCUGAGUCGCACCAACGAGCCGCAAACUUGUCAAGAGUGAAACUGUCACAUAUCUCCAUCAAACCUGAACUGCGAUCGGUUGGAUUAAAGUCGGUUGUUUUUACGCGGACGUCCUGGGAUCAGCGCUAAGGUGACAUGGCUGCCUUGUUUACUGAGCUACCCUCCUAGACGUCCUCAUUUAGUGAUAUAUAACUACACAACCCUGGGAUCCACACAGUUAUACACACUUGUGGCUCUAAGUUGUGUCAGGGAUGACAACCUCCUAUCUGAAUGGCCAUGGAGGAGGAGAUGAAGAGCUGAGGUUAGGACAGCAGCACAGGGAAAUGGCCGUCGACUGUCCAGGAGAACUGGGGAGCCGAACACUGCCAGUCCGACGAUCUGCGCAACUGGAAAGGAUACGACAACACCAGGAGGACCUUCGUCGGCGUAGAGAAGAGGAGGGUCGGCAGCUGGAUCUGAACGCCUCCCUUAGGCUCAAGAAGCUCUCCCAGAAUCCCCACACCGGCAUUGACAACCCCACAUUCCUCCAGGAUACAUACACACCACAGCAGCCGCCACUCAGCAACCAGCACCCUUCGCUAGAGUUGGAGGAGUUGCUACUGUCACUGAAGCAGGUCCAGGGCUGUUUGUCUGACCAACAGAGUCAGAAUGACAUAGAACUGGUUCUUGCACUACUAAACAAGUCUGAUUUCCAGUCUGCACUUAAGAUACAUAAUGCGGUGGCUAGCAGCAUGCACCGACCCUCCCCUCCAUACCCCCACACACACCAGGCACUACAACUGGCACAGGAGGUCAGAAAUCUCAGCCAAACAAGUCAGAACAAAGAAGGACUGGAACUCUCCAGUCUGCUGUCGGACACACACAUCCAGUCUUUGCUUCUGGCACAUGACAGUAUAGCAGAGAGAGAAAUGGAACCAGAACCACUGACUAGCCAAACAGAGACAUUGACACAGUGGGGCGGAGAGACUGUAAAGAUUGUCCACAUAGAGAAGGCCCGAGACAUACCACUGGGGGCAACGGUCCGUAAUGAAAUGGAGAGUGUGAUUAUCAGUCGAAUUGUUCGAGGUGGAGCAGCCGAACGCAGUGGACUUUUAGCAGAAGGCGAUGAAAUAUUGGAAAUAAAUGGCGUUGAGAUAAGAGGGAAAGAUGUCAACCAAGUCUUUGAUAUUCUUGCGGACAUGCAUGGCCUUCUGACCUUUGUCCUCAUUCCGAGCACUCAGAGCAAACCCCCACUCGUCAAAGAGACUGUGGUUCACGUAAAAGCCCAUUUUGAUUAUGACCCAUCAGAUGACCCCUACGUGCCAUGCAGAGAGCUGGGCUUGUCCUUCCAGAAAGGAGAUAUUCUUCACAUCAUUAGCCAGUCAGACCCGAAUUGGUGGCAGGCUUACAGGGAUGGAGAUGAGGAUAACCAGCCUCUAGCUGGAUUGGUGCCAGGUAAGAAUUUCCAGCAGCAGAGAGAAGCCAUGAAACAGACGAUAGAAGAAGACAAGGAACCUGAGAAGCCAGGAAAGUUGUGGUGUGCGAAAAAGAACAAAAAGAAGAGAAAGAAGUUGCUUUACAACAACAAAAAUGAUGAUAUUGAUGAAGAGAUUCUGACCUAUGAGGAGAUGGCCCUGUACCACCAGCCGGCCAAUAGGAAGCGGCCAAUUGCACUGAUUGGACCAACAAGCUGUGGGCAGGCAGAGCUUAGGCAGAGACUGCUAAAUAACCAGCCAGAACGCUUUGCUGGAGCUGUACCACACACAACGCGGAGCAGACGAGAUGGCGAGCUGAGUGGUCGAGAUUAUCAUUUUGUUUCUCGUCAAACGUUUGAGGCGGAGCUGGCUGCUGGGAAGCUGAUUGAGUCCGGUGAGUUUGAGAAGAAUCUUUACGGGACCAACACUGACUCAGUGAGACAGGUCAUCAACACUGGAAAAAUAUGUGUGCUCUGUCUGCACACUCAGGCCUUAAAGGUGCUGAGGACUUCAGAUUUGAAACCUUACAUCAUUUUCAUAGCCCCACCAUCCCAGGAAAGACUCAGAGCCCUGUUAGCUAAAGACAACAAGAAUCCCAAGCCAGAGGAGCUUCGAGACAUCAUUGAGAAAGCACGGGAGAUGGAGCAGAGCUGGGGUCACCUGUUUGAUGCCAUCAUCGUCAACACCGACCAGGACAAAGCUUACGCUGAACUGCAAAGACUCAUCAACAAGCUGGACACAGAACCUCAGUGGGUGCCCUGCUCCUGGCUGCGCUGAUACACACACACACACUCACACACAAACGCACAGUGUUCAUAGUGGGUAUACACAGUCCGUACUUCGGCUUGGUCAAAUCAAAUACUUUUGUCAAUACACUUAAACAUGUAUGCUGUGCACACUGAGUACUUGGUUCCUGAAUGUUGACACAGUAGUGCUGUCCCAAAUUGAUUACUGUCAUUGCACACUUACCGAAGAUGACAAUUGCAAUAUUUACCCACUUCUUAUUAAUUAAUACUAUUUUUUUCUUUACUACUUUCUGCCGCUUUCAAUGUUCAGUCGCCUUUAUUUCAUGUUAGUCCCUCCCCUUCCUCUGCAUAGCCAAGACUAGCAACUCACUAUUUUGGCUUUUUUGAGUGCAACAUCCGGGUACUGACAGUACACUACGUUUUGCCAUACAGUAUACAGUCAUCCCCCGCUGCUUUGCGGUUCAAAUUUUGCAGCUUCACUCUAUAGCAGUUUUUUUUU
Molecule: messenger RNA, 2747 nt
Organism: Dunckerocampus dactyliophorus (ringed pipefish)
Lineage: Eukaryota; Metazoa; Chordata; Actinopteri; Syngnathiformes; Syngnathidae
Gene: pals1a
Product: protein associated with LIN7 1, MAGUK p55 family member a
Exons: 17
Coding region: 300-2279 (659 amino acids)
Biological process (GO): establishment or maintenance of polarity of embryonic epithelium; establishment or maintenance of epithelial cell apical/basal polarity; protein localization to plasma membrane
Cellular component (GO): adherens junction; plasma membrane
Molecular function (GO): protein binding
Source: RefSeq, a predicted model, not a curated record